Molecule: messenger RNA, 1655 nt
Organism: Megalobrama amblycephala (Wuchang bream)
Lineage: Eukaryota; Metazoa; Chordata; Actinopteri; Cypriniformes; Xenocyprididae
Product: ras-related C3 botulinum toxin substrate 1-like
Exons: 1
Coding region: 480-1058 (192 amino acids)
Biological process (GO): establishment or maintenance of cell polarity; cortical cytoskeleton organization; small GTPase-mediated signal transduction
Cellular component (GO): plasma membrane; cell cortex; cytoskeleton
Molecular function (GO): protein kinase binding; GTP binding; GTPase activity
Source: RefSeq, a predicted model, not a curated record
UUUCAGCUUUGAUCUGAAAUAUGUUUCCGUUUACAAAAACACACCACUUCGCUUCAGAAGGCCCCUGCUUUUAUGAUGGAUGGAUGCACCAGUUUUUUGGGCUUUAAAAUCUCAGGUACCAAUCACUCCCAUUAUAUAGCUUGGAAGAGCCAGGACAUUUUUUGUGUUUGGCUGAAAUAAGAAAGUCAUAUGCACGUAAGAUGGCUUGAGGGUGAGUAUUAUGGGAUAAUUUUAAUUUUUAAAUAAUAUUCACAUCUGAGGGUUUGUGGGAGUGACUAUUUAAAUGAAACAUGAACAAAUGUGUUGGAAUGCAGUCAGUCAGGCAAGUUAGCUUCAAAUCGAAACUUCACAUUUUCCUUCCUUUCAUCGACUCUGUACUUCUUUUUUGUGUGGAAUCGCUGUGAGUUGAACCAUGAAAUCAGCUUUUAUUGAUUCAUUCACAGAUAAAGCUAGCAGGAUAGCAUGAUACGUGAACGCAGAUGCAGGACAUAAAGUGCGUAAUUGUCGGGGAUGGGGCUGUGGGAAAAACAUGCCUUCUGGUCAGCUAUACCACCAGUGCUUUUCCAGGGGUGUGUGUCCCCACUGUGUUUGACAAUUAUUCUGUCAAUGUGACUGUCGAUGGGAAUCCAGUGAAACUGGCACUGUGGGAUACAUCAGGAUUGGAGGGAUAUGACAGGCUUCGCCCACUUUCCUACCCUCAGACGGAUGUGGUUUUGAUCUGUUUCUCUCUUGUGAAACCAGCCUCGUUUAAGAACAUCCGUCAAAAAUGGUUUCCAGAGGUCAGGCAUUUUUGCCCCAACACUCUGAUAAUACUCGUUGGGACUAUGCUUGAUCUGAGAGAUGACAAGGACAUCAUUGAAGAGCUGAAAAAGAUAAACCUGACCCCCAUCACUUACGCUGAAGGCCUGGCUAUGACCAAAGAAAUAGGGGCUGUGAAGUACCUGGAGUGCUCAGCCUUAACACAGCAAGGCCUUAAGACAGUGUUUGAUGAAGUCUUUCAUGCGGUUCUACACCAGCCCCCAGUGAAGAAAAGAAAGAGAAAGUGUUUAAUCCUCUGAACUGACUGAACACAUGCCAGCUAUAAUCUGAGCUCACCUGAGAAGCAGGGAUGAUGGGAAAAAGAAACUAUGAGAGGCUGUUCUAAAACAUGUAUGUACUGUGUGAAAAUGGUUGAAUACGUGCUUUAAUAAGAAAUCUCCUGGUUUCAUUGGUUUGAUCAAAUACACAUUGGAUUGUUCAUUUAUAUACUGGUUGCAUGUUGUUUGUUUAAAUAUGUAAUGGCAAGGAUACAUUAGUUUGCCUAAGAGUUAAUGGAGUAUAAACUAAAGUCAACAUUGCUUUUUAGUCAUUCAAAUAUUCUUUUACAUGAAAAUAAGGGGUUGAACUUAAAGACAUGCAAGAUAUGCAAAAUAAAUGAAUUAAAUAUACACUCUUUAAUCUUAUAGACUAAGUUCAUUGCUAAGAAAUGAACAACACACACACACACACACAGAAGAAGAAAUAGGGGUUAGUUUUUUUAAUUGCUUUGGUGCAAUUUUCACAUGAAAUUGGUAAAUUUUCAAAACUCUUAAUACUAAUAUCACAACAUAUCAUCAAAAGUGAACUUUUUUUCAAACAUGUCUGCAUAUUUUCAAUUUUGUUUGUACAAUACUCAA